This is a messenger RNA of Phytophthora sojae, 678 nucleotides long. RefSeq lists its product as hypothetical. NCBI's taxonomy places the organism in Eukaryota, Oomycota, Peronosporomycetes, Peronosporales, Peronosporaceae. Bases 1 to 678 code for a protein of 225 amino acids. The record is from RefSeq and is a predicted model, not a curated record. The transcript has a single exon.
AUGGGGAUGACAACCACGCAGCAUGGAGAGCGCAUGGGUUACUACGUCAUCCACUCAGUGGAUCUGUCCGAGCCUGCGACCAACCGCCACUACAUCCGAGCGAAAUGCUCGCUCUGCUGGCUCAAGACGGAGCUGCCCAAUGGUAAAGUGGAGCUGUAUAUGAAGGGGUUCGCAGCGCCGAUGGGGAGUAUCCCCGAGUUCGCGGCUUUCCCGGUGCUGGUGAACUGUGUGCUCGGAGUCGGGAUGACUAGCGACGCCGCGUACUCGAAGAAACUGGCCUGGAUGAUCCGAGACGCCAACAAGUCCGCCAGUCGGCACGCCGCUCCGUCACUGGACGAGUGUGUUGGACGGUGUAAGAACGCGUUCGGUGGACCGAAGAACAGCGCGAACUUCAGGCGGUGCAUCGUGUGUCGCAAGGCAGUGUGCAGCACGUGUCAAGUUGUGCGGAAGAUCCCCGUGGACGUUGUGGAUGGUCGCGUUAACGUGAACAAAUGCAGUCUGUGUAUCUUGUGCAUGCACCGAGCGAAGACGUUAAACCCCAUGGCGUUUGCAAGACGCGAUCAGCGCUGGAAGAGGUGGAAGAGUCUGGACGCAGGCAGAAGCUCUAUUACCAGCAGCAGCGAGAGAGAAAACGCACUCACUGCGGCUACGGAGAGAGCAUCCUACGCGAUGCGCUAG